AUUAGUGUUACAACAAUACAGAGAAUAGCGAAUUACUUACACGUCACAUCCCUUAACUCAAACUCUGGCUUUUCUAUAUAUUUAUGUGCGUGUAUUUUGCAUUCAUUGCCUUAAUUAGACGUUUGUUCCCUCGUUCAUCUUUGAGAGGGAGAGAGAGAGAGAGAGAGAGAGAGAGAGAGAGAGAGAGAGAGAGAGAGAGAGAGAGAGACUACUUGUCCACAGAAGUUUUUCGGGGCGUCUUAGGGAAUGUUUGUGCACCAGCGCGCCACAGCAGUUACAACGCCCGAGACUAACAUCGCGAGACACUGCAUUCUGCAUCGUGUUGACACGUCCUUUAGGGAGACCAUCUGCAUACUGGGACAAUCUGAUGGUGAUUUGAAGAACGGCAGCAUUUUUCCAGUGUACCUGUUUACCAUCCAGCACUUUGUUGUUCCCCUCUGCUAAUAAUCGCAUCAGUGCUCCAGACAAAAUGGCUUCCACAGUGAGAAAAUGUCAGCACCUGUUUGUAGCACUCAUCCUACCCCCUUUGAUCUACUGCAUGCGUCCAGACUGUGUCAUUCAGUUAGAGAAAGAGAAGUGCAUGGAAAGGAUGGCCAUGGAUGACCAUAGCAGUGAACCUGAACUGGUCUGCCGAUGGAUGUGGGACAACCUCACCUGCUGGCAGCCAGCGAAAAUUGGUCAAGUGGUGUGGAUGCCCUGUCCUGAGCUAUUUGAGGUCAUGAGUGAGGAAAAUGAUGAGUUUGGUAAGGUGAGUCGUAACUGCACUGAGGAUGGCUGGUCAGAGAUGUUCCCUCACUACGUUGAUGUUUGCCCUUUCAAUGAGAAUGGAACAAGUCCAGACAUGUAUUAUGUGUCAAUGAAGGCUUUGUAUACUGUGGGCUACAGCACCUCACUGGUGUCUCUCACCACUGCCAUGGUCAUUCUCUGCAGGUUCAGGAAGCUACAUUGCACCAGGAAUUUCAUUCAUAUGAACUUGUUUGUGUCCUUCAUCCUGAGGGCCAUCUCAGUCUUCAUUAAAGAUGGCAUUUUAUAUGCAGAGGAGGACAGCGACCAUUGCUUUAUACACACUGUGGAGUGUAAAGCAGUGAUGGUAUUUUUUCAUUAUUUUGUUUUGUCAAACUACUUCUGGCUGUUCAUCGAGGGCUUAUAUCUCUUUACACUUCUUGUUGAGACAUUCUUUCCUGAGAAAAGAUACUUUUACUGGUACACCAUUAUUGGAUGGGGUACCCCGACAAUAUGUGUGGCUGUCUGGGCAGUCUUAAGAGCUCAUUUUGAUAACAUUGGUUGCUGGGAUAUUAAUGACCAUGCUGCCAUCUGGUGGGUGAUCAAGGGUCCUGUUCUCGCCUCGAUCAUGAUCAACUUUAUACUCUUUAUUGGCAUCAUUAUAAUCCUGGUGCAGAAGUUGCAGUCUCCCGAUAUUGGAGGGAAUGAGUCCAGCAUUUAUCUACGUCUGGCCCGCUCCACUCUUCUCCUCAUUCCUCUGUUUGGAAUUCACUAUACCGUGUUUGCAUUCACACCAGAAGAUGUCAGCAAAAGAGAAAGACUUGUGUUUGAACUUGGUCUUGGUUCUUUUCAGGGUUUUGUAGUAGCUGUUCUUUACUGCUUUCUUAAUGGAGAGGUGCAGUCAGAAAUCAAACGAAAAUGGCGAAGCUGGACGGUGAACCGGUACUUUGCGGUGGACAUAAAGCACAGGCAUCCGUCCCUGGCCAGCAGUGGUGUGAAUGGGGGCACACAGCUCUCCAUCCUCAGCAAGAGCAGCUCACAGAUCCGCAUGUCCGGCCUGCAGGCUGAAACACCGGCCACAUGAGCACUCAGAUGAGCACACUGAAGGCCAAGCUCCUCAGAACCAGAGCUACAAAAUAACUUCUGACCGUUGUGUCGGUUGAAGCUGUAAUAUCUGUCAACCAUUCAUAGAUGACAGGCGUUUGCUAUGGAACUCUGAGGAGCUCACAACGAUUGGUCUAUUGUGUGCAAAGCAAACAUAGAUACUUUUGAUGUGCACUUGAGGAUGAAUCAGAUUUGAUCUGAACUGAAAGGAAUUACAGGUCAAGGGGAAAUAAUGAAUCCAUAGCAAUCUAGUAUUUAGGAUGUUUUCAUCCAGAAAGCUAAAGGUCGUGAACAAGGUGGAUAGUUUUGUACAUGUCAACAUCACAUGAUUGUCUCAUGUUCUCAUUUCUGUGCUGUCAAAUAUGUGACAGUUCGAGAUUCUCAACAUUUUAUCGUCAAAGCAUUGUCAAACAGGAUGAAGACAGAAGCCGGCCUCACCACAAUGGGAUGUGGGACAUGAGUCAUUUUUGAAGGAGAAGAAACCACAUAUUUCACACAUGGAGCUAAAUGAUUAACUGAUUCCCAAUUCCCAAUAGUACUGUAAUUUAAUGUGUAAAUAUUUUCAAAUGUUGUAAUUGUAGAAUGAUGGACUGCAGAGACAUCAAGUUUAAGGACAAUGACACACAAUGUGGACGCUUCUUAAACUAACAUUGAGAAAAACUAGCAUUUGAACCCUCAUUAAAACAGUGAGUUACUGUUUCAAAUAUUUUUCACGAGUGGAUUCCUCUUGUACUUCAUGUGCUCCUAUUUUUUUAAACAGCUGCUAAUACAAAAAAUUUCAAUUAGAAUUCACCAAUACAUCAAAGCUCAUGCCGCAAUAUUUGGCAUGUUAAUAUACAGUAAUACUGGGUAAUAGAGGUGUAAUAGACAUGUGAUAUGGAUGUUGAUUCCUCCCCAAAACAUGUCUAUGACUAGUAGCUGUCACACCGUGAAUUUACAGUUGUAAGAGUGAUGAGUUAAAUUUCUCAGUUAAAAGCUGAGCAAUUUCUUUUCGUUUUUCUGACUCAUAUUUGAUAUUUUGCUCGUUUUGUAUUUUCAUGUCAUAAAAGCAUUUACAAAUAGUGCACUUUAUUUAUAUUUGACCCCUUAAGAUGUCAAUUGCCGUACAAGUUUGCAAGUCUUUGCAACUGAUGUCACUUCAUUCUAAGAUGUUUUCUGCUUCUUCAAAGUGCCUUUUUUGCACAAAAGAGUCAUCUGUUGGGUUUUACAAAGACAAACUGCAACACAUAACUGCACCACUCUGUGAAAGUGCUUUUAUUAUGCUUCAGCAAACCAAGAGGCCUUCAGAGAAUUCAAGCUAGUUUUGUUUCCUUUUUCUUUGGUGUAUCUUUCUACAGGCCUUCAAUUUCAGUAAUGCUAAGGGGGAGAAAAAUGUCAUAUGUAAUUUGCUUUGAAAAACCACUUCCAAAAACGGAGAAUAAUUGUAUCCAUUUGCUUUGUGAAGCAUUACUUUUUCAACAAAUGCCUUGUUUUUUCAAACGACAACUGCAAAAAAGAUGCACAAGGUCAAAAAAAGUUAAUGUUUUACAUGAUCAAUAUUUAUUUAUAUGUAAAAUUACACUGUAUUAUAGAUUAUUUUUAAUAAUUAUUGAGCAUUUUAAUUUAACUUUAAGUGGAAUGUUUAGUGUCUACAAUUGUUUCAAAAAGUUCCUUGUAGGACACUUAUAACAAGCUGAUAAAGUAAUAUAAAGUAAACAAGCUUUAGCAAUACAUUGUAGACUGAUUGUGUGCAGAGAAACAAGUAAUACUUUUUAGUGUACUCGCAAAAUAACACAAAAACGAGUUUGUACUUGCAGCUGUUUCACAUAUCCUAAGGGUUUUAUUUAAAAAUGGAUCAUUUUACGUCAUUAGUGAUCAUUUUGUUUACAUGUGUAGCUAUUAGCAUUGCUGUCUAUAUUCCUCUUAAACAAUGCAUGCAUUUCCUGUGAUCCGUUCAGCGCUAAAGCACACAAAGAAAGUGGGUGGCUUGUUAUAUUACAAAUGAUGUACAGCAAUAUUAUUGUUUCAAAAGAGAACACCACAAUCACAAAAAUAAGUAAGUCUUACCCGUAGGACCAACAAGCAUGUGCACUUUCUUGAAAACACAUAAUGACUAGCUAUUUUUAUUAGGCUAUAUCCUGGGAAUUAUUACUGUGCUUUUUGUAUAAUAGGUUAAGAACUUUUUAAAUGAUACACUUUGGUCGUAACAAACACCUCUCUAAUACCUCUCAUUCAUGGGAUUGCAGUGCAGGCACAGAUUCUACACAGAAACUUAACUAGAAAGCCUGCACAUUUUAUACCUCAUACAACAUUCAACAGAAAUAACUGAGCUUUCAGCACGAGCCUGCAAUCACCACUGCGCAUUUAAACUACAAAUGACUUAGAAUAUAGAUACAAAGUGAACAUGUAUCACAAGUUAUAAUGUAGAAUAAGAUCUUCUGAUGAUCCUGGAUCAACAUUAUUGUCCAAAAAAUAUAGACUUAGUCCAGUCACUAUCUCUAAGCCCAACCCUACCCAUAAUUUAUUCUUAAAAUCAGUGGGAAAUGAUAGCUGAUUAACAAGGGUGUAGAAGCACCUAACCCUGAUUGUAAGCCUAAAACAGAUGAUAUUUCCUGAAAAGUUUUAUCUAAAUUCUGAUUGGUUGAUUGGAGUGUUUUUCCAGGAUCAACAAGGAUAUUGGUCCAGGAACAUGUUGUACUUGGUCAAAUCACGCUCACUGUAGAAUAAACUGGGUUUACAUGUAAUAUAUGAAAUGUUGCUUUAUUGAACAUUUGUUUUUUAAUGGAGUAUGAUUUACUUCAUGACACCUCACGUAAACUAUAUGUGGAAAAUUUGUUUCUGAUUUUAAACUAACAUAUGACAGAAAACAAGAACAUAGUAUUUAGAAUACUAAUAAUACAGUGGUUUGACAGACGUGUAUUGGCUAAAUUCAUUUGAAUGUUCUAGAUAAUGUUAUCAGCAGCUUAACUUGCUUUUGUGGAGAGAUUUACGUUUUCUGCACAUUGUAUGUCUCUGAUUGUGAUGUGAAAUGAUUUUUUUUGUUGGAUGUAUGUAUGGUAAAUCUUUUUGCACAUUAUAGACUAUUCAUUUUGAAACAUCAUUAAAGGUUUUUAACAAGUGA
Molecule: messenger RNA, 4927 nt
Organism: Carassius gibelio (silver crucian carp)
Lineage: Eukaryota; Metazoa; Chordata; Actinopteri; Cypriniformes; Cyprinidae
Product: pituitary adenylate cyclase-activating polypeptide type I receptor-like
Exons: 14
Coding region: 470-1807 (445 amino acids)
Biological process (GO): cell surface receptor signaling pathway; adenylate cyclase-modulating G protein-coupled receptor signaling pathway
Cellular component (GO): plasma membrane; neuron projection
Molecular function (GO): peptide hormone binding; vasoactive intestinal polypeptide receptor activity; G protein-coupled peptide receptor activity
Source: RefSeq, a predicted model, not a curated record